Labeo rohita (rohu) is the source of this 6675-nucleotide messenger RNA. Its product is annotated as inhibitory synaptic factor 1. Gene Ontology annotation, biological process: inhibitory postsynaptic potential. NCBI's taxonomy places the organism in Eukaryota, Metazoa, Chordata, Actinopteri, Cypriniformes, Cyprinidae. Gene Ontology annotation, cellular component: postsynaptic density. The transcript is spliced from 3 exons. The record is from RefSeq and is a predicted model, not a curated record. The coding region runs from base 777 to 1508 and encodes 243 amino acids.
UGCAAGAGAGGUGUUGAGCAUGCAUCCGUCUCCACUGUUAUCUGAGUGUGUUCAGAUGGGGUAGGAGAUGCGCUGCACGGUACGGGGGCACAGUGGGAAAAGCCUGGCAACUCUGCGGAAGCUUUUUAUAGACAUAUGGAGCAGCAAUAAGUCCAAACGGCAUCAUUUCUGGACCCAAGCCACAAAAGCCAAGAGAAGACAAGCUAUACUGAAAUACUGGUGUGGGCUAGCUGAACUGGAUAUCCGGAACUCUCUUUGUCUCGGGUGAUGGUUCUUCAUAGCAGUGUCUGUCAGGAUUGCCUCUGAGGGAAGCAAUUUUUGGCUCGUCCUCCCAGGUGUCACAUCGGAUGUGUUCUUUUUCUGCCAGCACGAUUGGCAGUGUAACUUGUUCUCACUAUUCUCAGUGCACUUUUUGGAUACAUAUAUUCUUCACAUCAAAUAUUGAUGGAUCCUGAUCUGAAGGCUUUCUCGUCAACGGAAAAGACACUUUAUUCUAUAUGUUUUUGAAUAAGCGGAGUUGCGAUGGAGGAUGCACAUGUAGAUUUGGAGAAUCAGUACAAAGAUUGACAGAUGUCCCACAUAAGGCAGUAGACUGACUUUCGAUGUUCCUGGACUGAUUUCAAAGUUUCCUAACAUCAGCAAACAACUAUGCUAAGACCAGAGAAUGGGUCUUUCAUUCAGAUAGGAUCAAACAACACUGUGGUGGGCUUCAGACAUGAAGCCCAGUGUCCUGUCCCCUCCUGGCUGCCGCUGCUGCUGUCGUCCCCAUGUGAAGGAUGUUUCACGGCACAGCGCUAGGAUCAUUUGAACCGAGCCAGAGCCCUGACCGGAGAACAGAGAUCCGCAGGCACAUUAAGAUGGUCAUGGAACAGCUGGAGGAAGUUCUUGCUGAGCUCAAGGAUGUGGCGAAAGAGCUCCGGGAGGUUGUGGCACAAAUUGACAAGUUAACAUCAGAUAUCGACCUCGACUCAGACGAUGACCUGACACUAGUGUGUUGCAGCGAGGACCGUAGUGACCUCUUGCUCAAUGAGACAUUAUCCGACAACCACUUACUGCACAAUCCUCUGCUAGACACGGUCCGCAACCCCACCACAGCCAAGAAACAAGAAUUAGAGCUGUACCGCAGAAGCUGUGGAGACUUGCCUGCCCUCAAUGGACCAUUAAAGGCCUCAAACAGCCCUAAAGCCUCCUGGCUCUUUGGAUCUGGAGGACAGCUCCAUUACUACGACAAGACGCUAUAUCACGCUUUAUGCUGUGACGAUGAUGAUUAUGACGAAGAUAGAGGUAGAAGGAGAUCGUCGAGGCUAUCGUCCACCGAUUCUGUAUUUUCAUCUUCACCUCCGAGGUUUCUGACACCUAGAUGCAACCGUAAAACUUACUCCAGCCCGGACUCGAAGAAAAUAGCUUUACGUAGCUGCAGUACGCAAACUGUUUCUGAUAAAAGCACACAAACUCACUUCCCAUACAUUCCAGGCAAGCAAAGAGCUUCGAGUGACUACAAGAACUGAAACAUUCCACAAAGACUUAGAAUAGAUAACCCAAAACGAAACAUCUGUCAUUAAUUUUUCACCCUCAUGCUGCUCUGAAACCAUGACUUUCUUGCUUCUGUGGAAUGCAGAAGGUGAAUUUUCUCAAAAUAAUCCAAGUGAGAAAGAACUGGGUAUGUGAAGCUGCAAAAUGAACAAAAAAAAAGUCAUGAACAUAAAAAUAGUCAACAUGUAUGGAAGCCCGUUUCCACCACUGAAUAAAAAAUAAAUAAUAGGUAUUGUGCAUUAUUUUUUUUUUCACAAUUUUGAGUUUACAUCUCGCAAUUCUUAUAUUUUUUCAGAACUGCACAAUACAAACCUGUAAUUCGGACUUUUUUUCUCAGAAUUGUGAGACAUAACACGCAAUUUAAAGUUAUUUUUCUCAAAAUUCUGACUUUUUUCACGCAAUUGAGAGUUUAUCACAAUUCUGACUUUUUUUUUGCAAUUCUGUUUUUUUUCAGAAUUGCAUGACAAACUCGCAAUUGUGAGAAAAAAGUCUGAAUAUAUCACAAUUCUUUUUUCAUAAUUGCAUGAUAUAAAGUCGCACUUGUGAAAAAAAAGUCUAUACAUAUUGCAAUUCUGACUUUUUUCUUGCAAUUGCGACUUUAUAUCUCUCUUUUCCUCAGAAUUGCAUGAUAUAAACUCGCAAUUCUGACUUUUUUCUCGCAAUUCUUUUUUUUUCGCGUAAUUGCAAGUUUAUAUCUCGCAACUUUUUUCUUGCAAUUCUGACUUUUUUUCUCAAAAUUGCAUGACAUAAACUCGUAAUUGUGAGAAAAAAUAAACAGAAUAUAUUGCAAUUUUUUCUCGGAAUUGCGAGUUUAUAUCUUGCCAUUCUGGCUUUUUUUCUCGCAAUUCAAACUUUUUGCUGCAAUUCUGACUUUUUUCUCAGAAUUGCGAGAUAUAAAAUCUUAAUUAUGGGAUAUAAACUCACAAUUCUGACUUUUUUCUUGCAAUUGUGAGGUUACAUAAAGCAAUUCUGAUUUUUUUCGCAAUUCUGACCUUUUUUUCUCCCAAUUGCGAGUUUAUACAUCGCAUUUUUUUUUUUUUUUUUUUUUUUUUUUUUUUUGAAUUGCAUGAUAUAAACUUGCAAUUGCAGAUUAUAAAGUCAGAAUUGUGAGAUUAAAACGUGCAAUUCUGACUUUUUUCUCACAGUUCUGACUUUUUUCUUCAGAAUUGUGUGAUAUAAAUUUGCAAUUGUGAGUUAUAAAGUCCAGUCAAACUCGCAGUUUUAUCAAUUUUGUGUUGCAAAGUCAGAACUGUCAGAUAUAAACUCGCAAUUCUCAGAAAAAAGUCAUAAUUGCGAGUUUAUAUCAGAAUUUGGAGUUUAUAUAUGGCAAUUCCGAAAAAAAAGUCUUGUAUUGAAUUGUGUGAUAAAAAGUUGCAAUUACCGAAAACGGCCUUCCAUACAUAUGACUCAUUCACUGCAUUUAAAAUCCUCUGAAUAUACACUAUGGCCAAAAGUCUGGAAUAAUUAAGAUUGUUCAAUGUAUUUGAAAGUCUCUUCUGCUCACCAAGGCUGCAUUUAUUUGAUGUAAAGUACAGUAAAACAUUAUUUUAAAAAGUUAAAUAUUAUUACAAUUUAAUGUCUUUAACGUCUUUUCUGUUACUUUUGAUCAAUUCAGUGCAUCCUUGGUGAAUGCAAGCAUUCAUUUCUUUCUUUCUUCCUUCUUUGUUGGAUCUUUUCAGAGAAUAUGUUCAUUCAUUUCACAAUACCAGUCUGAAUGAUUCAUUCUUUAAUCAGAGCUACUUUUAUGAUAUUUUAACAAAACUUUCAUGAUGCCUUUGUCCUUUUUGAAGCUUGAAACAUGGAAAAGAGUGACCAAAAUAUCUCCUUUGUGUUCAUCUGAAGAAUGAAAGUCAGUGAAAUGACAUGAGGGCGAAUAAAUGAACAGAAUUUUCAUUUUGGGCUGAACUAAUCGUUUAAAUUAGUUUGAAAUGAUUUUGAACUGUGCCAUCUGUAUUUAUAAAAUGUUCAGGUCAAUAUUUAUGAUAAUGAAUUACCGUCACGGAAAAACCUCAGUUCUCGUGGAGUUUGCAAAGAACAAUUUAAACAUCGUUUUAGAUUCAUUACAAGACAUUAUACCAAUAUCGAAACAAUCAUGCAUCUCAGCAAAACAUUAACACCAGUCCAAAGCCCCCUAAAGAGUGAGAAUUGGUUUCGGUCACACCCACACUGUGCGGUAAAUAGACACAGUUAAAUUAACCAAGUGCUACACUUCCCCAAAGAAUUACUAGAAUAUAAAUAAUGUGCUUUAUAUUAGGCUGUUAUGUCUGAAAAACCCCAAGUAAAUUCUGAAUAAAAUUAUGAAUACAACUUCCUGCCAGACGCUUCAUUCCGAAUCAUCUUCCUCUCACCAGGACGUUAAUUACUAAAACUGUUUUUCCUGUGAUGUAUGCACAAGUUUACUAUGGUAACCAUAGCUGUGACAAAAAAAAACUGCCUCAUUAGCCAUUGCCACUAAAAUAAAAGUGAACAAUAAAGUUUUUCAGUGUUUAAAGUAGACGCAUUUAUUCGCGACGGUUACUAAAGCUCAUAUUUGCAUAUAAGGCUCAUAUUGGAUGAUUACUGCCAUAAUCAGCGUUAAUGAUUUGAACAAUCCUCUAACUGUGUUACAUUUUGCUGUGGAGCUCAUACUGCAAGGUCUAUACUAUAGACAUGAAUGAUGCCUCAAAUAAGGUGUUAUUACUUUUCUAAGCAAUCAUAUCUGUAGACUUGUUUUAUCUUAAAACCAUAACAUCAAAUAAACUUGCAAGAAACAACCAAAACUCCAAAACAAUAAAUUAAAAACCAUUUAGAACCAAAAAACAACAUCCAGGCAACAUCCACUCACACUUUCUAAAGAAACUACACUGACCAAAAUUAUAAACGCAACACUUUUGAUCUAAGACUUUUUCUAUGUACACAAAAGGCCUAUUUCUCUCAAAUAUUGUUCACAAAUCUAAAUCUGUGUUAGUGAGCACGUCUCCUUUGCCGAGAUAAUCCAUCCACCUCACAGGUGUGGUCUAUCCGGGAACUUUGUACAGAUCCUUGCAAAAUGGGGCCGUGCGUUAUUAUGCUGCAACAUGAGGUGAUGGUCAUGGAUGAAUGACACAACAAUGGGCCUCAGGAUCUCGUUACGGUAUCUCUGUGCAUUCAAAAUGCAAUCAAUAAAAUGCACCUGUGUUCAUUGUCCAUAACAUACACCUGCCCAUAACAUACACCUGACCAUACCAUAACCCCACCACCACCAUGGGCCACUCGAUCCAAAAUGUUGACAUCAGCAAACCGCUCACCCACACGACUCCAUACACGCUGUCUGCCAUCUGCCCCGUACAGUGAAAACCGGGAUUCAUCCAUGAAGAGAACACCUCUCCAAAGUGCCAGAUGCCAUUGAAUGUGAGCAUUUGCCCACUCAAGUCUGUUAUGACGACGAACUGCAGUCAGGUCGAGACCCCGAUGAGGACGACGAGCAUGCAGAUGAGCUUCCCUGAGACAGUUUCUGACAGUUUGUGCAGAAAUUCUUUGGUUAUGCAAACCGAUUGUUGCAGCACCUGUCCAUGUGGCUGGUCUCAGACGAUCUUGGAGGUGAAGAUGCUGGAUGUGGAGGUCCUGGGCUGGUGUGGUUACAUGUGGUCUGCGGUUGUGAGGCCGGUUGGAUGUACUGCCAAAUUCUCUGAAACGCCUUUGGAGACGGCUUAUGGUAGAGAAAUGAACAUUCAAUUCACGGGCAACAGUUCUGGUGGACAUUCCUGCAGUCAGCAUGCCAAUUGCACACUCCCUCAAAACUUGCAACAUCUGUGGGAUUGUGCUGUGUGAUAAAACUGCACAUUUUAGAGUGGUCUUUUAUUGUGGCCAGCCUAAGGCACACCUGUGCAAUAAUCAUGCUGUCUAAUCAGCAUCUUGAUAUGCCACACCUGUGAGGUGGAUGGAUUAUCUUGGCAAAGCAGAAGUGGUCACUAACGCAGAUUUAGACAGAUUUGUGAACAAUAUUUGAGAGAAAUAGUCUUUUUGUGUACAUAGAAAAAGUCUUAGAUCUUUGAGUUCAGCUCAUGAAAAAUGGGGCAAAAACAAAAGUGUUGCGUUUAUAAUUUUGGUCAGUGUACAUAAAUCUGAUGAUGUUUUUACAUCUAUAAAUGACUCCCUUUGUGUUCUGAUGAAGAAAAGAACCAUUUUCAAAAGAUAUGGCUAAAUAAACAACAACAGAAUUGUAAUUUUUGGGUGUACUGUCUCUUUAAGGCUUAUUUUGUAAGGAUAAAAUGCCCAGCGGUGUCUGUAAUCAUAAGUGUCGACAGUACAGCGGGUCAGACGGAGGAAAUUAAUUAAGAGGCAAGAUUCAAUGUCCGUGGUGUCAAACGCAUUUGUUGUGCCAUGUCUGAACUUUGACAUUGCUGGCUUAUUGCUUCAAAAGACCUCACAAGGCCGUGAUCUGAGUUCAUCUGUCAGUGUGAGUGAGGUAAUUUAAUUGGAGUCUAAAUCAUAAAGCUUUACCUCGGGCCCAUUUCAACUAGAGAUGACUGUUACGCAAUCAUCUAUAAUAAAAAGCCAAUCACUGAAACUGCCUUCAAGGGACACUGUGCAGUUCUUUUUAUAGAAUACCUUUUAAUCCUCUAUACAAGUAAAGACCAAUUAUAACUAAGGCAAACACAAGGUUAAAGAGUAGAGUCUAGUGAAUAGAGAAUAGUGCACUCAACAUUGCUAAUAUUGUGGUAACAUUGAAAUGAACUGCAAUUAUUAAUAUUAGUUAUUCAUAUAGUGCUUUUGUUAGAAAUUGUAUUAAUCUUCUUUGAUCAAACUUAGAUUUAUUUUGUAUUUCUUUGUUUUUUUAGAUUAUGUUUUUAUUUAUUUUUUUUGGAAAAGCAAUACAUUAUGUAUAGAGCAGUGUUAUUGUAGUCUAUUUUUAGUAUUAGUAUUUAUAGUUUUUGUUAAUAUUUUGAAUUUGAUUUGAUUUUAUUUAUUUAUUAUUUUUUUUAAGAUUUUUUUGUAAAAAUAUUCUGAUCCGUUAUAUAUGUAUGUAUGUAUAAAUAUAAAUAUUUAUAUAUAAUUCAAAAUUUUGUUUUUAUUGUUACAUUUUUCAGAGUAUUUUUGUAUAAAAAUAUUCAAAAUAUUAGAUUUAAUUUUUCAUUUAUUUAUUUAGUUAAUGCAUCUUAUUUAAUCAACCUGACUAAAUUU